Messenger RNA from Arvicola amphibius (Eurasian water vole), 3653 nucleotides. It is a transcript of the gene Timp2, whose product is annotated as TIMP metallopeptidase inhibitor 2. The record is from RefSeq and is a predicted model, not a curated record. The coding region runs from base 214 to 876 and encodes 220 amino acids. Gene Ontology annotation, biological process: negative regulation of membrane protein ectodomain proteolysis; negative regulation of endopeptidase activity. NCBI's taxonomy places the organism in Eukaryota, Metazoa, Chordata, Mammalia, Rodentia, Cricetidae. Gene Ontology annotation, cellular component: extracellular matrix. The transcript is spliced from 5 exons. Gene Ontology annotation, molecular function: metalloendopeptidase inhibitor activity; protease binding.
GGCAGCGGUGGAGCCGAGCCGGGCUGCGCUCGCUCGCCGCCCCCCAGCCUCUUUCUUCUCCGCUGGGUGCACUGCCCCGCGCCCUCCCCUCGCCGCUUCCCCCCUAGACAAAGAGGACAGAAAGUUUGCGCGGGGGAGCGGGCCAGGUGAGGAGGGGCGUGCCCGGCCCCCCAGCCCGCGCCACAGCAGCCGGACACAGGCCCCCAGCGCGCCAUGGGCGCCGCGGCCCGCAGCCUUCGGCUGGCGCUCGGCCUCCUGCUGCUGGCCACGCUGCUGCGCCGGGCCGACGCCUGCAGCUGCUCCCCGGUGCACCCGCAACAGGCGUUUUGCAAUGCAGACGUAGUGAUCAGGGCCAAAGCCGUGAGUGAGAAGGAGGUGGAUUCCGGGAACGACAUCUACGGCAACCCCAUCAAGAGGAUUCAAUAUGAGAUCAAGCAGAUAAAGAUGUUCAAAGGACCUGACAAAGACAUUGAGUUUAUCUACACGGCCCCCUCCUCAGCAGUAUGCGGGGUCUCGCUGGACGUUGGAGGGAAGAAGGAAUAUCUAAUUGCAGGAAAGGCAGAAGGAGAUGGCAAGAUGCACAUUACCCUCUGUGACUUCAUUGUGCCCUGGGACACGCUGAGCACCACCCAGAAGAAGAGCCUGAACCACAGGUACCAGAUGGGCUGCGAAUGCAAGAUCACACGCUGCCCCAUGAUCCCAUGCUACAUCUCCUCGCCGGAUGAGUGCCUCUGGAUGGACUGGGUCACGGAGAAGAGCAUCAACGGGCACCAGGCCAAGUUCUUUGCCUGCAUCAAGAGAAGCGAUGGCUCUUGCGCGUGGUACCGCGGGGCGGCACCCCCCAAGCAGGAGUUCCUUGACAUUGAGGACCCGUAAACAGGCUGACGGCUGACAAGAGCCCCUGCGGCCAACUGAAAAGCCCCUGAGGGUUUAGACUGGUCCAGCUCUGACAUCCCUUCCUGGAAACAGCAUGAAUAAAACAUCAAUCAUCCAAGUGGGUUCACGCUAGUGUGAUUCUGCACCCCCCCAAUUUUCCCUAAAUGUGGUUGUGGGUCUGGAGGGGCAGGAGGGCCAGAGUCCCUGCCAUAUUCCCCCUCCAUCUGCCAGGCUGAGCACUGUGUGUCUCAGUCUUUGAUCCUUGGGUACAGGCAGGAGUGGAAAACAGACAUUUUGCCAGGUCUCCUUGGCACUGUCACAUACAGCUGACAGGCGACAUUUAAGGUCCCCCUGGCCCUGUUGGGGCGGAGCCUGGAAAUGUGCAUUUUGCAGAAACUCUUGAAGGUUGUUGUAAGACUGUGUAGCCGGCCUACCAGGUCCUUUUCAUCCUGAGAGGGACAUGUCCCUCGUUUUCUGCAGCGGCCACUCCUCUGGCCCAAGGUAGUAGUCUCUCGCCCUUGCAAGUGCCCCCCACCUGCCCCUGUCCUCCUCUGCACCUGGUGUAGACUCGGAGCACCAGGAUCCCGCUCAAGUCCAAGAGUAGCCCUCCAACCAGCGGCUCAUUAGUACCAGGAUCCUGCUCGCGUCCAAGAGUAGCCCUCCAACCAGCGGCUCCUUUGUCUAGGAGUCCCAGUCAACCCCAUGAACCCACAGACUUCAGUGGAACGCCCUCGGGCUCAUGGGAAUGGGAGCCCUCCCUGAGCUGUGUUUCUGGCUUCAGCCAAGUCAUUUCUGUCCUACCCUUCUCCCAUCUCCACCCAUCCCCCAGUGGGGAUCUGUGAGGUCUCCCGCUGGGGGCGAUCACUUGUGGUGAGGGAUGCUUGGCUGUCCUCUAGUCACUGCUGAGCCUCCUGAGCUGUUCUUAACCCCUUCCCGAGUGGCUUCAGGCGUCUGGGUUGAGCAGCACGGCUCUGCUUUCUGUAGCAUCACGCCCUGUCGCUGUUGGGAUGCUGGUAGCAUUCCCUUUUUUGCACAAACCGAAGAUGUAAGAGGCCAGUCCUGUAAGGCCCCACGAGAAAAAUUCGAGUGAAAUCUCCCUGCCAGACUGGCUGCUGUUACUGCGUGUGGAUUUCUGUAAGUGUUACUAAGCAAGCACACGAAUCCAUGCAGCGGCGAGGAAGCCUGAGAGGCAGGCAGCUGUCUUACCAAGCUCCCAGGAUGCUGCGACUUGUUCUUAAAGCCAUCUCAUUCUCUUAAAGGUGAUUUCUCAGAUACCAAAUGAGGCUGAGAGGCAAGUGUACUCAGUUCUGCUUCUGUCUCUUAAUGUCAUAGAGGCUGCCCACUUCAGGCCCUUAUAGGGCACUGGGGUACCUACUUGCUCCCUAAAGAAAAUUUGAUUUUUCUGAUGCCAAUAGGAUAGGGGUUAAGAGAGGCAGAAUUUUGUCACUGACAAUACAGAUAGUCGCUCUUCCUCCUACCCAAGUCUUAAAAAUAAGCUGUCCCAAGGACACACAUGUAUAUUAUCCAAACAUGCACAAUGUGUUCAUACAGAAACAGACUGAAGUCUGGCAGCCUGUGAGCGGUCCUUUGGUAAAAUGCUUCCAAGGCUCUCUAUUCCCCAGCCCUGUCCUAACCAUCAGAAACCCCAAGGCAACUGUUACAAUCCACCCCCCAGACACUCCCUAGCCACGCCCCCACACCAGGACCUGGCCAGCUCAGAACUCCCUUUUAAGACAGACUGGGAGAAUGCCCGGGAAUCAGCCUGCCCCUCCCGAGGGCGUUUUCAUGUUGUGCAGUGAUAUUCUUCUUAGGAUGCUGUCAUGGACCAGCCCACGAGACCCUGCAGUCUAUCCCGCCCUGCCUGUUUGCUUCCUGUGCAGUGGUAUCAUAUGUAACAAUGCCAUUUCUGCUGACUUCUUGACAUGUUCUGGUUUGUUUCUGAUGUUCGCUGUGAGCAUUCUUGUGCUGUGUUUAUGCCCUUGGUAGCAUUAGACUUUGCACUUUUUAAAAACAAGAAAACAAAAAUGUUUCAGCAUCGAGGAAGCAUUUGACCCAGAGUGGAAAGCAUGGCAUGGUAGCCGGCCUGGGACCGGGGAACCCUUCCGAUCUUGGAGUUCUUUGAAUAUCUGUUUUUCCGGUCUCCCUAUCUUUUGUGCCUGGUUCAAAUAAUUACGAAGGAAGGACUCUCUGAGUAGAUUGGUUCUAUAAGACGGCCUUUAUAUUUCCUACUCACGUUGGCUCUUCUAGCCACACCAGGCAGGUGAGAGACAAGGAACAAGCGAACUAUUGGGACAGCCUGUCAGACGGCUGCUGAGUAACAACCACUCAGCUGCCGCCAUAUAUAGUUUAAGGAGUAUCUCCACUUGGCGUUAACUUCUGUUGUGUUCUAAGCACUGGGCUUUCCUCCCUCUGUCUCCGUCAUGCCAGCAACUCGAAGUAUUUCAGAUGACGUUUACAUGGCAGUUAUUUCCAGAUCUCUGCUUGAUACAUAUUGAUACAUAUUAAAACACAUCUGUGAGCUUGCCGCAUAAUUUAAAGCUUUGUUGAUUUUGUUUCCGUUUGAACUCUUGGUUGUUGUGGGGGGAAGCACCGUGUUCAUGCUGGAGUAUGAAGUCUGAGAGGAGCCCCCCCACGCCUCAUGCUGGCAGCACCCGAGAGUUGUUGAAAGUCAGCAAGCCAACCGCGCGGGUGUCUCUGAUGCUUUGUAUCAGUUUUUAUUUUUAUUUUUUUGAAUGAUUGCUCUGUCAAUGGACAAUAAACCAUACUAUCAAAGAGAA